GUCCCUCCCCUUUGCCCUGAUCGUUUGGAGCUGUUGGGAUUGAGUAAUAAAUUAAUUGUUAGCUAGCGACCUGUAUCAAUAACCUUACUAAAUAUUUACUAUUUAUUAUCGGCAAUAAGGGUUACUCCUGUCUGUGGUAUGAAAAGGUAGCUCUGGCCAUCUCGCCUGAAGUUGUGAUCAGAAAGCUGAAGCAUGGAUUCGCCUCAGGACGACUUCUCUCCACUCAAACGCUUUGUAGUGGCCAAGAAAAAGAUAAGUGACGUGUUUGAUCAACUGCUGGAGUAUGUGAAGGAAGGUUCUGUGUUUGUAGAAGAAACUUGUCGGAAUGACGCCUUAGAGAAUAUUGCAAGUCGGGAGCAACAGGAGCAGAUUCGGGCGUAUGCCGGCAAACUGCAAACUAUAAAAGAUGUGCUGGCGCGCAGACACAUGAAGGUGGCCUUCUUUGGCAGGACGAGUAAUGGGAAGAGUACAGUGGUGAAUGCCAUGCUGAGGGACCGGGUGCUGCCCAGUGGCAUGGGUCACACCACCAACUGCUUCCUGAGUGUGGAGGGCACGGACUCGAACAAUGCUUACCUCAAGACGGAGGGCUCAGAGGAGGAGAAGAGCAUCAAGACUGUGAACCAGCUGGGUCACGCGCUGCACAUGGACCAGAGUCUGGAUGCAGGCUGCCUGGUCCGAGUCUUCUGGCCCAAGACCAAGUGUGCCCUGCUCCGAGACGACCUGGUCCUUGUAGACAGCCCUGGAACAGAUGUCACCACACAGCUGGACAGCUGGAUCGACAAGUUCUGCCUGGAUGCUGACGUCUUUGUGCUGGUGGCCAACUCUGAAUCAACCCUCAUGAACACGGAGAAGCAUUUCUUCCACAAGGUGAACGAGAAGCUCUCCAAACCCAACAUCUUCAUUCUCAACAACCGCUGGGACGCCUCAGCCAAUGAGCCGGAGUACAUGGAGGAUGUUCGAAAGCAGCACACGGACCGCUGCGUCAACUUCCUGGUGGAGGAGCUGAAGGUGGUGGACCGGGAGCAGGCGCCCAACCACAUCUUCUUUGUGUCAGCCAAGGAGGUGCUCAACUCCCGCAUGCAGCGCGCCCAGGGUAUGCCAGAGUCUGGUGGAGCUUUAGCCGAAGGUUUCCAGGAGAGGCUCAAGGAGUUCCAGAGUUUCGAGAGGAUAUUUGAGGAGUGUAUCUCGCAGUCAGCAGUGAAAACAAAGUUUGAGCAGCACACUAUCAGGGCCAAGCAGAUCACUGAAACGGUCAAAGCCAUCAUGGACGCCAUCAACAUCAAGGCAGCAGAGAAGAGAGUGGCCUCAUUGGAGGACCGUGAGUACCAGAUUGACCGUCUGGAGUUUGUGACGAACCAGCUCCAGCUGCUCAUAGAAGACAUCAAGAAGAAGAUCAAGGCUGUCACAGUGGAGGUGGAGAGCAAGGUGUCCAGCGCCAUGGGCGAAGAGAUCUGUCGUCUCAACGUGCUCAUCGAGGAGUUCCGCUCGGACUUCCACCCCUUGCCCGACAUCCUCAAGCGCUACAAAUCAGAGCUGCUGAGCCACAUCGAGGAGGGCAUGGGUAAGAACCUGGCCUUCCGCUGCUCCAACGCCGUCAACGCCUCUGUGCAGUCCUCCCAGAGAGACAUGAUCGAGAGUCUGCAGCCUCUGCUGCCCCCUGCUGUUCAGAACCAGAUACAGAUGCUGGUGCCCUGUCACAAAUUUGACCUGAGCUACGACCUGAACUGUGCCGCGCUCUGCUCGGACUUCCAGGAAAACAUAGAGUUCCAGUUCUCGAUGGGUUGGACGGCGCUGGUCAACCGCUUCCUGGGACCCACCAACGCCAAUCGGGCCCUUAUGCUGGUCGACAAGAACUUCCCGAUGACGCGCUCCCUGUCCACCACACCCUCCAGCGGACCCUCCAGUGUUGCCGUUGCCCAGCCCCAGGACGCCGCGCUCUCCCAGGAGGACCUGAUGAUGUCCGUGGCCACCAACAUGGCCUCCCUCGCCUCCCGCACGUCCAUGAGCAUGGUCAUCGUCGGAGGAGUGGUGUGGCGGACGGUGGGCUGGCGGCUCAUAGCCCUGUCGGCCUCCAUGUACGGCCUGCUCUACCUGUGGGAGAAGCUCACGUGGACCACCAAGGCCAAGGAGUGCGCCCUGAAGCGCCAGUUUGUGGACUACGCCACAGAGAAGCUGCAGCUGAUUGUCAGCUUCACCAGUGCCAACUGCAGCCACCAGGUUCAGCAGGAGAUGGCCACGACCUUUGCUCGGCUGUGUCAGCAGGUUGACCUGACAAAGAGGGAGCUGGAGGGAGAAAUCGGCCGACUGACCGCCAAGGUCCAGACUCUGGAGACCGUCCAGUCCCGCUCCAAGAUCCUCCGGCACAAAGCCACAGAGUUGGAGAGGCAGUUGGAGACUUUUACAGACCAAUAUCUGAAUCCCCAUCAUUGAUGGACUGGUCUUCUUCACUGGAGCCUGUCUUGGCAUUGACUCGCCAUGCCUGGACUCCGCUCCCCCUCAGAGAAAAUAUGUCCAUGCUUGAUAGUAUUCCUCCUGGAAUUUCCCCACCUCAAAACAGAUGUUUCUCCAAGAGAUUUGUGGAAGUGUCCAGUCUUCCACACACAUUUAUUGAAGGACUUUGCGGAGAACAAACUGCCUGUUUGUUGAACUAACACAACUGCCUGUUGUGUUACAAACCCAAACUGUGAAUACAGUUCUGAAGUUGGAGACAUAUAACCUGGGCUGUGAUGAGGUUGGGUGCUGUAUCCUGUACAUUGAAACUACUGCUCUUUUAGCUGUGAAUAUGCUUUUUACUCAUGAAGUAAAUGUGUGUUUAGACAAAUGUAGGCAUGUGAUUUUCAUUCAGUGCUGAAUUUGUUCUGGUUCACCCUUGGUACUGGUUCCCCCAGUGUGUAUGUAUACAUACGUACGUGUGUGUGUGUGUGUGUGACAUUCAGAAAGUAUUCAGACAGCCUUAUUCUGAAAUGUUUUUGUUUUGCUUAUCGAUCUACACACAAUACCCCAUCAAGGCAAAGGGUGGCUACUUUGAAGAAUCUCAAAUAUAUUGAUUUGUUUAACACUUUCGAUGUCUUCGCUAUUAUUCAAUGUAGAAAAAUAGUAAAAAAUAAAGAAACCCUUGAAUAAGUAGGUGUCCAAACUUUUAGAACGUGUGUAUUUUUUACAAUGGGGUACCAGUGCCGAAAGGUCAACCAGAACAAAUUCAGCUCUGAAUGGAAAUCGCAUGUCUAAACACUCUCUCACAAACUCAUUUACUUCAGGAGUUAGUGAAAGGCAGACGCAGUUAUAAAAGCUGUUUUUUGUUUGUUUGUUUGUGAGGGACCUUCUUGAAUCCAGCGGCAAUCCAUUUGACUAAAAGAAAAUGCCUUUUCUCUUCAGAAGAAAAAUGACUUAUGGGUCAUGUCUGACUGAGAAAAUACAACACCGUGUAGACAGUCUUAAGAAGCAUUUUGUAGUUUCUCUGCUGUUUGUUCCAUCAUGACAGGUCAAAUUAGUCUCCACUUUUUUUUUUACAAAAGGUUCUUGAAUUAAUUUAAAUACCUCUUACCAGAAUCGAUUAAAAUUAUAUAUUAUGUAAUUGUCUAAUGCUUUUUUUUGUUUUUCAAGAAUAGCAUUCGUUGUAGAAUAAACUCAAAAUGAAACUGAAGGACUCCACUUCUUAGAAGUGGAAAGGGGAUGUACAGUGCCUUGUAAAAGUAUUCAUCCCCCUUGGUGUUUUUCCUAUUUUGUUGCAUUACAACCUAACUUAAAUAUAUUUUGGGGGGAUUUCAUGUAAUGGACAUGUCCAAAUUGGUGAUGCAAAACAAUAACUUGUUUCCAAAAAGUUAGUGGGUCUUGCAUAUGUAUUCACCCCCUUGCUAUGAAUCCCCUAACUAAGAUCUGCUGCAACCAAUUACCUUCAGAAGUCACAUGUUUAGUUAAAGUCCACCUGUGUGCAAUCGAAGUGUCACGUGAUCUCUGUGUGUGUAAUAUAUAUAUAUUACACACACA
Molecule: messenger RNA, 3987 nt
Organism: Oncorhynchus mykiss (rainbow trout)
Lineage: Eukaryota; Metazoa; Chordata; Actinopteri; Salmoniformes; Salmonidae
Product: mitofusin-1
Biological process (GO): mitochondrial fusion; mitochondrion localization
Cellular component (GO): mitochondrial outer membrane
Molecular function (GO): GTPase activity; GTP binding
Source: RefSeq, a predicted model, not a curated record